Messenger RNA from Adineta ricciae, 858 nucleotides. The record is from the annotation of a GenBank genome assembly. Lineage: Eukaryota; Metazoa; Rotifera; Eurotatoria; Adinetida; Adinetidae.
AUGUCGAAUUUUGGUGAUUCCCCUGAUGUUGGAGAUUCGCCGGAACGUCCAGCAAUGAAUACAACAAAUAAUCUAUCAUCUUCGAUUGAUAGUGAAGAAACAGCUUUAUCCAAGUAUGAACACGAAUUAGAAAGGAUGAUCAACGAAAAUUUUGUUAAUGGACAAGAUUUAUACACACAAAAGCUAUUUAUUGCCUUCCAAAAUGCAGCAAAAGCGGUGACAAAAAUGUUUCGUGAGCGUUCGAGUGGGACAGCUAACUGGAAUACCUUUCAUGCAGCUGCUGGAUCAGUGACAAUGCUUUACAAAGAGAGUCUAGACGCACUGAAAGAUGCAGUCCAGUUGGGUAUUAUCAAUGGUGAACAGCGUAAAACCAAAGAAUUAUUAUGCUGGGCACGCCGUAAACAACGACGUCACAUUCGUACUGAAGAAGUUUACGACUACUUAAUUGGUCGACCACCAUAUCGUUUUGCUUCUCGACCAUAUCAUUCAACUAAUUCAUUAGCCACAGCAGAGAUCGGCAGUACGAACAGUGGUACAACAAAUAUCAGUAGUAUACGUCGACAAGAGUCAACUACCGAGCUCACAACGAAUCCCACCCAACCAGUUGUCGACGAUCUUCAAACGUUUCGACAAGCACUUGUUAUGCAUGAUAUUGAUAAUGCCAAUCGAAAUAUUCAUUCGAAUUCCUAUCGUCAUCAGUCUCCAUCCCCACCGUCGACAGCUCAACAGCUGGAAAGCUUUGUUCGUCAACAAGUUGCUGAUCACUUAGCACGAAAACGUGAUUGGCAUUCAGCGGAUUUGUUUAAUGCUUCAAAUUCUUCGGAUUUUCAAAAACCUAAACGUGGCCGACAUAUGUGA